AUGGCCGACCAGCAGAACAUAUCCCAGAUCCUGGCAGCUCUAGCGGCCGCCCAGCCUGGCGCUUUAGCUGCAGGCUCGUUUGCGGGUUCAAUUCCCUCCUCAACUCCGCAUAUGAACCAAACUAGCUACUCCCUCCCGCCUCCUGAUAACACGGGAAGUGUCGAUAUUAGCGGUGUUCAGCCGGUUAAUACCGGGUCUGUGAGCAUCGCGGACGCGAUUGCCAAAGCCCGUGGUAUCGCGGCAGACAAGGGCAUUGCUUACGACCAACGAAGCGCAGAUCCACGACGGGACUCGCGAUCGUACCAUCGCUCGCGCUCACCGUCCAGAACACCGCCUCGGGUAGCGCGUGAUGUUUUUAGAGACAAUUAUAAUCCUUAUCGCGAUGAACGCCGUGGAGAUAGACGUGGGAAUGACCGUUCCUACGUAAGAGACCGAUCCUUUUCGCCUCGUCCUGCCGGCCGAGGAGCGGAAGCGUACGGUUCUCAGCCCGGCAGACCUCCACGAGGUGCAGGCGAACGAUCACCACCGGGAAGAAGAGGAACGGGGAUCGACGAUGUCUCAGAAACUAUAAACAUAGAUUCAAAGCUUGUGGGACUGAUUAUUGGUAGGCAAGGGGAUAACCUACGAAGGAUCGAGUCGGAUACCGGGACUCGGAUACAAUUUCUCGAUAGCCCUGAGUCUAAUAUCAACAUUAGACCAUGCAGAAUCACAGGACCCAGAGCCGCGCGAAAUGAUGCGAAGGCGGAAAUCUUUCGUAUGAUUAGCGAAAAUAAUGCUGCAAGAGGUGCAAACGCAAUCAGUGCCGGCGAUCGCUUUGCGUCUCGCGUGCAGCAUGAACCACCUAGCAGACCAUCUGGCUAUGGAGAGGAAGAGAAUUCGACAACCCAAAUGAUGGUCCCUGAUCGGACUGUAGGCCUGAUCAUCGGGCGUGGAGGUGAAACAAUAAAGGACCUUCAAGACCGCAGUGGAUGUCAUGUGAUUAUUGCGCCUGAGGAUAAAAGCCUCAAUGGCCUUCGACCCGUUAAUCUGAGCGGACCAGCGAGAGCUAUCCAACGCGCGAAAGAUCUAAUUCUGGAAGUUGUAGAGACCGACUCACGCCAGGGCAAUGCUCCACCACCGCGCGAACCACGAGGAUAUGCGCCAGAGAGAGAUACAGGGGGCCCACUGCCUGAACGAGGCGACGAUAGCAUCUUCAUCCCCAAAGAAGCAGUGGGGAUGAUUAUUGGGAAAGGUGGCGACACUAUAAAGGAAAUGCAAACCGCAACUGGAUGCAAGGUGAAUAUCUUGCCAGCAGUUGGCCGCGAUACCGACAGGGAAGUUGUGAUGAUAGGAUCGAGACAGUCAAUUGACCAGAUGAAAAGGAACAUUUUGGAGAAGGUGGAAGCUUUUAAAUCGCGGAGCCAAACGAGACGUGACGAUGGAUACAGCGACCGACCCUCCCAAACACAAUUUCGGAAUUAUCCCCAAGACCAGCAAAACAAGCCGUCACAACCACCACAGGGUCCAGUUUCAGCCGGAGGAGGUGGUGGUGGAGGCGGAGGAGGUGGUGAUAGCGCUGAUCCGUAUGCAAUGUACGGCGGUUAUGAGAAUUAUGUGGCGAUGUGGUAUGCUGCCAUGGCCCAGCAACAACAGCAACAGUCGCCUACCGCGGAUUCCAAACCGCCAGGAGCCCUCUAA
Messenger RNA from Uncinocarpus reesii 1704, 1677 nucleotides. RefSeq lists its product as uncharacterized. Gene Ontology annotation, cellular component: nucleus; cytoplasm. The transcript is spliced from 5 exons. The coding region runs from base 1 to 1677 and encodes 558 amino acids. NCBI's taxonomy places the organism in Eukaryota, Fungi, Ascomycota, Eurotiomycetes, Onygenales, Onygenaceae. Gene Ontology annotation, biological process: mRNA splicing, via spliceosome; regulation of alternative mRNA splicing, via spliceosome. Gene Ontology annotation, molecular function: mRNA binding. The record is from RefSeq and is a predicted model, not a curated record.